AUGUACGAUCUGCUUUCAAUUCGAGCUUCAGAUAGAGACAGUAUAUACUCGUUUGACUCGGUGAGCACAAGCGAAAGAUUGCUAGACAGGUUGGAUUUCGAUAAUGAAUCCAUAGCAUCUUCAAACAGAGACAGUAUUUAUCAAAGAGACAAUAACAUCAGACUAGUAAAUGCAGCAAAUGCAUUGAACCAGUAUCCAAUGAACAACUUGAGUGCAAUAACAAAACUAAGAGGUCAAAUGUCACCUAGCUUGCAACAGCGCAACGUCCUGGCGCAAUUCCCGUAUCAAAUAGCUCCAACAGAACGGGACAAAACAAGUUUCAAUCCACGAACAACCAGCAAAUUGCAGCCUGAACCGAGACAAAGAGGAGGACUAGAUGCCAAUCCUGCACGGCUAGGAGAUACUAAUCUCAACCACAAAAAGAUUGCAACAAAGGCUCCUCAUAACAAACACCUACCCCUGAAAAGGACUGUUCAGGAACAGCAAUUGAGAAGUAGUACCGCGCCCCCUCCGCAUUUGCUGUCGAAAUCCAACACGAAAUCGUUAUCAUCCGACUCUGUCAACACCAUUAAAACAGUGACAGCACCCGAGCCAUACAACAAUUCGAAAGCAUCAUCCACAACUCGCGACCUACCGACGAAACGCAACUACUCCUCAGACUCAACCGUGCCUACAUUGUCCUCGCUAUCGCUUGGCGAACGCAACCAUAAACCGCACGUGCCGUACCAACACCAGUUCUUGCUGCAAACGUCUUCUAGGGUACCGUUGACUCCAACAAGUAGCCGAUCCUCCGAUAAGGAAAAUGACUUUUUCAGCAGCAACAAUCUGUCCGAGGACUCGCUAGAAAACACGGCACUUGUAAAUGUUCAAACUUCCGGUUCCGGCUCUGGUUCCGUUUCAAAUUACUCUCACCACACCCAUUCCAAAAGCCAAGAAAUUGCCCCUGAAUCUCGAGUCGUUAUCGCAAUGGAACUUCGGGCAAUAAAUAAACACCGCGAGGCGCUGUAUCAACUACAAAUUGCAGCAAACGAUCCAUAUAAUUACCCGAAAGCAAUGUACUUGUACGCGAUUGCGUUGAAACACGGACAAGGAGUCAAACAAAACUUUGCCUCGUCAAUGAAAUGGUUAUGCAAAUGUAUACUAAUCAGCUCCCUUUCAUCCCCAUCAUCAUCUCCAUCAUCAUCUCCGCCGAAUCAAAGCUUAAUCACUUCGAAAUUGAAUAAACUCGCGCUGCCGGAUUUGCUAAAGUUGAUCAUUACCAACCUUGCCUCCACCAACAAUACAGAUUUGUACUACAAUGGAACCAAUGUAGAGUCGCUAUAUUUGUUGUUCAAGGGGAUGAACAAGACCCAAAUCUCCAAAAUCAUGGCUGCAAACAAAAACAAAACCGAUGUGUUGGCGUUGAGCUAUUUUGAAUUGGGACUGUAUUUGUGCAAUGGUUGGGUUGGCGGUACGAGUUCCCCCACUUUAGCUGCAAAUGACGAGGCUAACGGUAUCGCCUGUUUGAGCAAAGCGGGCUCGAUGGGAAACGUGGAAGCGAUGGAGACCUUGGGCGAGAUUUACACUACAAAGCUGAAGAACCGGAAGAAGGACUUGGCUAAAGCUGCGGCGUGGUUGCGAAGUUGUGAAGUGUUUGGGGUGAAGCUGAUUGGUAAUAGUUGGAUAUACAAGGAGAAAUUCGUCAAGUUGUCCCUAUAG
This is a messenger RNA of Lodderomyces beijingensis, 1698 nucleotides long. NCBI's taxonomy places the organism in Eukaryota, Fungi, Ascomycota, Pichiomycetes, Serinales, Debaryomycetaceae. The record is from the annotation of a GenBank genome assembly.